AUGUUCAGAACCAAUGAAUGUAGAAAAAACGAUCAAAACACUUUUGAAGAAGAAGAUGAUACACCAACAAAACAUGACGAUGACGAGGAAGAUUUUGUUAGCUGGGAUAAUGCCGCAGUUUUCACACAUCCCAUUCGAAUUCCGAUGACUGUUAAGCGUGGUGAGCACCAGGCUGCAAAUCUUACAACUUGUUUAGGAAUCAGAACAGUACUUCUGAAACUCGGUGCCCGAAGUAAAGGCGAUUAUAAUAUUCAAUUUAACUGUAAUGGUGCUGGAAAAGUACAGUGUACAUCUGAUCAACAAUCCCGAUACACCUACAAGUUUCAAGUAAUAUAUUCCUCAAACUCAGCCCCAACACCGUUUCGGCUACUGAUCACUACCAUUGGCAUUCCGUCUAAACCAGCAAGUGGUUACACUCGAAAGCACAAAACUUACAAGAUCAGCUUUGCACCCCCAAAAUAUUCUGAAAUUGCUGGUGAAAUAUAUAAAAAGUAUAUGGAUUUUGAAGAGGUGUUAACGCCGUUCAAUACAACCAUGAUAAAAAUGAUCAAAACACCGGUAGCUCCAGAAAUCGCAAAACUUAAUUUACCAGUUGAGAAAGAAACUCGAGUACCAAACGUACAGUAUGAACCUGGGAAGUUUGAGCACGAUAAAUAUGAUGCUUAUCUUCCAGAAGGCAGAGCUCUUAAAGCAACUGGAUUGGCAAUUUUGACAUUCAACACUCCGCUUCACAGUUUACCACCAACUUUUGAAAUACUAAAUGACCGUGAACGAUGGUUUGAGGUCGGUGAAGUUCACACAAAAAAGGAGUCAAAUUAUUUUGCAACUUCCGUUAAGGUGUUGCAACGUGCCGGAACUGUGGUGAACUUUUCAAAAGUAAAAAAUGGUUUCUAUUCUUUUACAAUACAGGCCAAACAAGACCGCUUUGUUUCAUCAGCAACAGUAAAUGUUGAAAUUCUUGAAGUUUCUCCGAGAGCACAUUAUAAACCUGGUCGUGCAAAACGUGAUGAUGUACAAAUAACGCGAAGCACCUCAACAACCAGCAGAACUCCUUAUUACCAGUAUGCAGCAAAGACAAUAUCACCUGAGGAUUUUAAAACAUUAAAGGAAUCUAAGGGCAACGAAUCUGAUGAGUUUAAGAAAUUGUUGCGAAACGCUAAAAGGACUAGUCAGGUCCGUAAAUUACGUCAGUUGUCAGACGAAAGCGACCCAGAGUCAUCAGAAGAAUCUGAUGAUGAUCCCCACUAUCGUAACAUAAGCAGUAAAGAGAGAGAAGGCGAGCGAGUAUUAUGGAUGUCAAACCUAAAUCGAGGAAUGUAUGGAACUUUUUCAACUGCAACACCCCCGCAAGUUAAUGAAGAAUUUCUGAAAGAGGUGAUGGAAAACGAAGGAGAUUACAUUGAUGACUCCUCUGGAGUCUUCCCUUCAAGUCCGUCGAACAAAUCAGCCGUCACUACUGAGGGAGAAACAAUUCAGUAUACAACACCAGUAGGAAACAUAGAAAAAUUUGAUCGAGGUGAACUUGCAAAUACAGACAGCAAUAGCACAGAGACGUCGAAAAGGAUUGAUACUGAUAGACAAGAAGUAGAGGCAUUAAGUACCGAGAUGAAAACGCCAUCAUCAGAAUCAUCACCAACCAGUGUGGAAGCACAACUGUCGGAAACUCAACUCAACUCAAAUGAAAGUCAGCCUUUAAAAAAUCGACCAGACGGAAUCGAAGCUCAAUCAUCGGAAGUUGAACUAGCUCCAACUAAAGCGGAACAAUCAGAAACACAAACAACCAUGACUGAGUUGCAAACAACAGAAUCUCUACCAAAAACGACCGAGGUGCAACCACCACUAACCCAACCAACUGAAAUUGAAACUCAACCACUGGAAAUUAAACCAACCAGCGUCAAGGCAGAAACUUCAGAAACUCAACCAACUACGACCAGAGCGCAACCAUCAGAAAUUAAACCACACGGCCUAGAAGCAGAAACUUCAGGGACUCAAUCAACUACAACCACAGCGCUUCCAUCAGAAACUAAACCAACUGAGAUCGACGCACAACCUCCAGAAGCCACCCCAACUGAAAUUAAAGCAGAGCCAUUAGGAAUAGAACCAACCGUUACCAGGGCAGAGCCAGAAACUGAAACAGAUGAGAUUGAAGCUGGGUCAUCAGAAACUUACUCAAACACCACUGAAGCAGAAUCGUCAGAAAAUAAAGCAAUUGAGAUUGAAGAACAGUUGUCAAAAACGCAGCCAAAUGAAAUUGGAACAAAACUGUUGAAAAAUAUACCAACUGUUACCGAGCCAGAACCUUCAGAAACUAAAUUAGAUAAAAUUGAAGGGCAGCUGCCAGAAACUCGCCGAACUGAAACUAAUGUAGAGCCAUUAAGAAUUAAGCCAUUUGAGAUUGAAGAGCGGCCGUCAGAGACUGAACCAACCGCGAUUGAAAACCAGGUGCCAAGAACUCGACUAACUGAGGCUGAAAAGAACCCAUCAGAUAAUGAAUCCUCUGAGAUUGAAGAGCAAGUUUCUGUAACUAAAUCAACAGAUGUUAAACAGCAAACACUCGGAACUACACCAAUUGGGGUCAAGGGGCAGCCAUUAAAAAGCCAAACACCUGCAACCGAAGGACAAUCAUCAGAAACUAAACUAGUGGCGAUAGAAAGUUGGCCCUCAAGAACCGGACAAGGUUGGAUAAAAGCACAACCAUCCGAAACUCAUUUGAAUUUAGCGGAAUCUCUACAUCCAGAAAAUGAAAUAAAUGAUACUAAAAUUCAGUCACCAAGCGUAGAGGAAAUUGCUACUGAAAAUCAACCGCUGGGAAUGACAGUAACUACUGCUAGAAGUCAGACUUUAGAAAAAAUGCCAAGUACUUUUGAGACGCAACCACCAGAGACAAAAGAAAGUGCUGACGAGGAGGAGAACGACGAUCAAAUGGAAAGCGGUAGAUUAGAAUACACCUCAGAUAUAGUAACCAAAACAACGGUGACUGUGUUGCCGGAACUUACAACUGUGGAUUUGAGUGGGAGGGACGAAUUACAGGAGAAUGUUACAGAACCCUCACUCACAUCAAAUUUAGUAGGGACUGAAGACGCCCGUUCUGGAGAGGAAAGCAGGACGUUAGAAGAAAAAAAAACGGAUGCAAAAAUUGUUCAAGGUAGACGAGAAAUGAAUUUCCAAGAGAUCUUCAAAGAUGAUGACGUUCAGGAGCAUUUAGCUCAAGCAUUUGCUCCAGUUGUGGAAAAUGUUAAGAACUACAAUACCAAGUUAUAUUUAAAUCUGAAAUCACCAAAUGCUGGCGAGCUGACAGUCCCAGAAAAUCUUCGAGUUGGUGACAUUGUACCUGGAUUGGAAAUCACUGUUUCAGCUGUUGAUAUGGAUCCAAGUGAUUUGAUUAUCAUAUCUGUUAAUACGACAGCUUUCGUGCCAUAUCCACGGUUUAUGCAACCAGGUAAAACGGUCUUCCUUGUCAUAAACGAUGCGAUGCAGCUGGACUAUGAAGCACUUCCCAGAAGUUUUCCGGUUGAGGUGAAAGCUUCACUGCGAUCAAAGCCUUAUGUAUUUGCAACUCGAGCCCUCCAAAUUCGUAAAAAAGAUGAAAGCGACCAGUUGCCAGUGUUCAGCGAAAAUGCUUAUGAUUUUCACGUUGCAGAAUCAAGCAUUUCUGGACAAAAAGUUGGCCAAGUUGAAGUGUCUGAUAGCGAUGAAAGUGACCAAGGCAAAAUUCGCUUUCGGCUUGUUGGACCUGGAAGCGAACUGUUUACCAUCAACGGUGGAACAAUAAGCGUCUCAUGCCCAACAGUUCUGCCGUGUUUGGACAGAGAAAGGACGGAUUCUUACCACUUACUUGUUGUUGCUACGGAUGCAGGGGGGUUAAGUUCUGUGCCAGUGCCAGUUCGAAUUACCAUUGAUGACGAGAAUGACAACGGUCCAAUAUUGGAGUUGUCGCGGAAUGAUAUUCAGAUAGCAGAAGGAAGAAUAGUCCGCCCAUUUCUAGUAAAGUAUUUUGACUGGUCAAUUUUUGUUCCACAAUUAUUGCGCUCAAGCACUUUAGUUCAGGUUCUUGAUUUUGAUCAGUAUCCAAAUAACAUUAACGACUUAACAACCGAUGGCAAUGCUUCAUCAUUUGUUGCACUGGAAGAAAUCAAAGAAAAUUUAUAUUAUGCCAAACUUACUGCUCUACCAAUUGCUGGGCAGUAUAUUUUGGAGCUGAAUGUUCGUGACCCAUCUGGGGCAAAUGAGGAAUCAUUGGAAGCUCAAAAAAAGACUGUUAUAGUGACUGUUCAGGUAAACUCGCUUGCAAAAGACUUAUUAAAGCUGAGUAAAUGUGUAAACACAGUGACAAAAGCGCAUUUUAAAAGGGCGAAAUAUGAACGUACUGUUAACAGUGAGAAGCUACACAAAGGCAAUCCACUAUUGCAACCAGAAUUUGAAGGCGCAGGCUUUGAAAGUAUACGGUUUGUUAUUUUACAUGGAGACCCUGGUUGGUUGAUGCUUGACCAAUAUACCGGUAAUGUAUUUGUCGGCGACGUUCCAGCAAGUGGCGUUGAAGCAGGCCGUUAUGAUGUUACAAUAGCUGCUGUGAAUCGGACAGAUAAGCGCGUUUUGGCUGAAACGGAAUUCUCAUUGACUGUACAGAGCGGUAGUGGGAUGUUGAAAGUCUUCCAAAGAAGUUUUUAUACUGCAACAGUAUUAAAAGAUAAGUUUAAAUUAAAGCGACUGUUGAUUGAUUUAGAUGUGAAAGACAGUCGUACUGUAAUUGAUAUCUUUGGUAAAGGUAAUAAAAAUGAUAAAACUGCGGUUUUGAUUGUGAAUGGAACUGUAUCUGCGAUAGAUGACAAACUUCAUCCAGUGGAAGUCGGAACGAAUUCUGUCUCCUACAAAAAUGGUGAACUUGUUCUUGAUCUUGCAAAAUUGCGUAAUAUACGGCUAAUCAAUUUUCAUUUGGCUUCUGAGAAAGAUCCUAGCGAUAAUGACUUCAAACUUUGUAUGUACAAUUUUCCACUAAUGAAUAUUUUAGCAACUGUUAUCAUUUACCUGAGUUCGGAUCCGGAAAAGGUUGCUGCAGCACGUAAGGAAGAAUCUCGUCCAGUAUUUAUUUACCCUUGGAAGCCCGAUCUAAACAUUAUACAGAGAUACAAUAGAAUUGAAUGCAAAUUAUGUAAUACUAGGCUUCUAAAAAUUGUUUUGCUCCUGUCUAGUUAUUUUGUGUGGUUGCCAUUUGAGGUCAAAUUGGCAGAAGAAUCGCCUGCAGGCUACGUACUAUUUUCGCUGCCAGCGUAUGACCCGAGUGAUGGUAAACCGGUUAAAAAUCUGCGUUUAAGUGGGCAAAUGGCAGAAUUCUUCGAGCUUAAUGCUUCUAAUGGUGACAUAGUGGUUGUUCGAAAACUUGACUAUGAAACGGUGAAACCAGAGAAGAGGAUUUUUGAGUUGGAGCUUACUGCUGGCGAAAGCCCUUAUGAAAGUACUGCAAAACUUCGAGUGGAGCUGAUUGACAUUGACGAUAAUCCGCCGAAGCUGAUUCCACUAGAAAAAUACGAUCUCGAUGACCUGACUAUAGAAGAGAACGCCAAGCCCGGGACUGUACUUUUCGAAGUUUCAGUAUCUGAUGCUGAUUAUUUGUAUGGCAGACGAGAUAUGUAUAAGUAUACUUUAAGCGGGGAAGGAGCUAAUAAUUUCCAAGUUAAAGAGGUCAAUAAUACGGUAGCAGUAAUUGUAUCUCCAGCUACAGACCUUGAUUAUGGCAAAUUCAAAACUAUUCUAAUGACGUUAAAAGUAGAAGAUUCUGGCGGUAAUUCCGAUACGAUCGGGGCUACAGUGUCAGUGCUUGAUGCUAAUGACAAUGCUCCAAUUUUUAACCCCCGUGAAUAUAGUGCGGAGGCGGUUGAGAAUUGGCCACCAGGAACUGCGUUAGCUGUCGUUAUGGCUUCUGAUGCAGACAGUGGAGCAAAUGCAAAGAUUCAUUACGAAUUAGCUCAUGGGGAUAUAGAAUGUAUAUUAUUUAUAAUUAAUGGCUUUUUCGUUGAAUACAUUUUUGCAAAUAGACCUACCGCACAACGUUACCUUACAGAUUUUAAAGUUGACAAUGAAAGUGGCAUUGUUUACACUACUCGGUCUCUAAUGGGGCUUGCUAGAGCUCAUCCUUACGAGCUAAUGAUUACUGCAACGGAUUCAGGAAGUCCUCCUCUCUCUACCUCGACAGUGAUGAAAGUGCGUAUUAUCGAGUCUGCAUCGUUGUCUAAACCUGGUGAUGAUAAAAGAAUUCACUUUGUCGCUCCUAGUGUUGGGCAAGUAAUCGAUCUAGACGAGAACAUUCCACCAAAUCAACGAGUUUAUACUGUUGAAGCACAUAUCGGAGACUUUAGUGAACAGUAUGAAAGAGAGAUAAAAUAUACAAUUGAGGUCAGUUGUGAAAUUUUUAAAGAACUUUUACAUAUUGUGAUAAAAGGUGUUUCUCAACCGCAGUAUCAGGAUUUGAGAGCAAUGAGCAGUUUACGGAAGCGGAUAAAAAUUUUGCAUUAUAAUGCUCUCAAAAUGAACAAUAGUGCUGAUAUUGGCCAAGUUACAGACAACAUUAAAGCUGUAGAUAAAGAAGAAAAAUUUAGAAACCUAUAUUGGGGCAAUAAUCAUUUGACAUUUGACACUUACAAGAGGAUCUUGAGAGAAGGAAAAAAAGCGAUAGAGCAAUGCAGCACAUUUGUAAGAAGGAGUUUUAUAUGCAAUAAAGAAUACAAUACGCGCUAUACAUUGAUGCAUUUAGAAUAUGAAAAACCAAAUCCAGUGGACAACAAAACAGAUGGAGAUUGGUUUAGCAUUGAUUCCAGCAGUGGUGAUGUUUUUACACUACAGACUUUAGACUACGAACGACAGUCAGCAAUAACGAAUAUUAUUGAACAAUAUAAAUGA
This is a messenger RNA of Enterobius vermicularis (human pinworm), 6894 nucleotides long. The record is from the annotation of a GenBank genome assembly. NCBI's taxonomy places the organism in Eukaryota, Metazoa, Nematoda, Chromadorea, Rhabditida, Oxyuridae.